GAAAUACAUAUAUGGUAUAUGGAGUUGGCUAAAAUUUCAUGUGAUUCAGUAAACAGAAUAUACAUUCCAUCAUUGCUAGAUCGAUCCGUAUGGUUCGAUAAAUAGUGAGCUAAUAAUGGGAUUUUUCAAUAAACAGGAAACUUAAGAUUAAGAUGCUCCGGAAUGAUGGAAAUGAGGGAAUGUCCACAAUACCUGGAUUUAGUCAGAUCCAAUUUGAGGGAUUUUGUAGGUUCAUUAAUGAGGGCUUGACGGAAGAAUUUCAUAAGUUUCCAAAAAUUGAAGAUACAGAUCAAGAAAUUGAAUUUAAAUUAUUUGUGGAAAGAUAUCAAUUGGUAGAACCCUUGAUAAACGAAAGAGAUGCUGUGUAUGAAUCACUCACAUAUUCUUCUGAAUUAUAUGUACCCGCGGGAUUAAUUUGGAAAACCGGUAGAGAUAUGCAAGAACAAACCGUUUUUAUUGGAAACAUUCCCCUAAUGAAUUCCCUGGGAACCUUUAUAGUAAAUGGAAUAUACAGAAUUGUGAUCAAUCAAAUAUUGCAAAGUCCUGGUAUUUACUACCGUUCAGAAUUGGACCAUAACGGAAUUUCUGUCUAUACCAGCACAAUAAUAUCAGAUUGGGGAGGAAGAUCGGAAUUAGAAAUUGAUAGAAAAGCAAGGAUAUGGGCCCGUGUAAGUAGGAAACAAAAAAUAUCUAUUCUAAUUCUAUCAUCAGCUAUGGGUUCGAAUCUAAGAGAAAUUCUAGAUAAUGUUUGUUACCCUGAAAUUUUCUUGUCUUUCCCGAAUGAUAAGGAGAAAAAAAAGAUUGGGUCAAAAGAAAAUGCUAUUUUGGAAUUUUAUCAACAAUUUGCUUGUGUAGGCGGGGAUCCGGUAUUUUCUGAGUCUUUAUGUAAAGAAUUACAAAAGAAAUUUUUUCAACAAAGAUGUGAAUUAGGAAGGAUUGGUCGACGAAAUAUGAACCGGAGACUGAAUCUUGAUAUACCUCAGAACAAUACAUUUUUAUUACCACGAGAUGUAUUGGCUGCUGCGGAUCAUUUGAUCGGAAUUAAAUUUGGAAUGGGUACACUUGACGAUAUGAAUCACUUGAAAAAUAAACGGAUUCGUUCUAUAGCGGAUCUGUUACAGGAUCAAUUCGGACUGGCUCUUGUUCGUUUAGAAAAUGCGGUUCGAGGAACUAUAUGUGGAGCAAUUCGGCAUAAAUUGAUACCGACUCCUCAAAAUUUGGUAACUUCAACUUCAUUAACAACCACUUAUGAAUCGUUUUUUGGCCUACAUCCUUUAUCUCAAGUUUUGGAUCGAACUAAUCCAUUGACACAAAUCGUUCAUGGGCGAAAAUUGAGUUAUUUGGGUCCUGGAGGAUUGACGGGGCGAACUGCUAGUUUUCGGAUACGAGAUAUUCAUCCUAGCCACUAUGGACGUAUUUGUCCAAUUGACACGUCCGAAGGAAUCAAUGUUGGACUUAUUGGAUCCUUAGCCAUUCAUGUGAGGAUUGGCCAUUGGGGAUCUAUAGAGAGUCCAUUUUAUGAAAUAUCUGAAAGAUCAAAAGAGGCACAGAUAGUUUAUUUAUCACCAAAUAGAGAUGAAUAUUAUAUGGUAGCAGCGGGAAAUUCUUUGGCCUUGAAUCGGGGUAUUCAGGAAGAACAGGUUGUUCCAGCCCGAUACCGUCAAGAGUUCCUGACUAUUGCAUGGGAACAGAUUCAUCUUAGAAGUAUUUUUCCCUUCCAAUAUUUUUCUAUUGGAGCUUCCCUCAUUCCUUUUAUCGAGCAUAAUGAUGCGAAUCGGGCUUUAAUGAGUUCUAAUAUGCAGCGCCAAGCAGUUCCGCUUUCUCAGUCCGAGAGGUGCAUUGUUGGAACUGGACUGGAACGCCAAACGGCUCUGGAUUCGGGGGUUUCCGCUAUAGCCGAACACGAGGGAAAGAUCAUUUAUACUGACCCUCACAAGAUCAUUUUAUCAAGUAAUGGGGACACUACUAUAAGUAUAAGUAUUCCAUUAGUUAUCUAUCAACGUUCCAACAAAAAUACUUGUAUGCAUCAAAAACCUCAGGUUCCGCGGGGUAAAUGCAUUAAAAAAGGACAAAUUUUAGCGGACGGUGCGGCUACAGUUGGGGGGGAACUUGCUUUAGGAAAAAACGUAUUAGUAGCUUAUAUGCCAUGGGAGGGUUACAAUUCUGAAGACGCAGUACUAAUUAGCGAACGUCUGGUAUAUGAAGAUAUUUAUACUUCUUUUCACAUCCGGAAAUAUGAAAUUCAGACUCAUGUGACAAGCCAAGGACCUGAAAGAAUCACUAAGGAAAUACCACAUCUAGAGGCUCAUUUACUCCGCAAUUUAGACAGAAAUGGAGUUGUGAUGCUGGGAUCUUGGGUAGAAACAGGUGAUAUUUUAGUAGGUAAAUUAACACCUCAGACAGCAAACGAAUCGUCGUAUGCUCCAGAGGAUAGAUUAUUACGAGCCAUACUUGGAAUUCAGGUAUCCACUGCAAAAGAAACUUCUCUAAAACUACCUAUAGGCGGAAGAGGUCGCGUUAUUGAUGUGAGAUGGAUCCGGAAAAAGGGGGGUUCCUGUUAUAAUUCAGAAAUGAUUCGUGUAUAUAUUUCACAGAAACGUGAAAUCAAAGUAGGUGAUAAAGUAGCUGGAAGACAUGGGAAUAAGGGUAUCAUUUCAAAAAUUUUGCCUAGACAAGAUAUGCCCUAUUUGCAAGAUGGAACACCUGUUGAUAUGGUCUUCAACCCAUUAGGAGUACCAUCACGAAUGAAUGUGGGACAGAUAUUUGAAUGCUCGCUCGGGUUAGCGGGGGAUCUGCUAAAGAGACAUUAUAGAAUAGCACCUUUUGAUGAGAGAUAUGAGCAAGAGGCUUCGAGAAAACUAGUGUUUUCCGAAUUAUAUGAAGCCAGUAAGCAAACAAAAAAUCCAUGGGUAUUUGAACCCGAAUAUCCGGGAAAAAGCAGAAUAUUUGAUGGAAGAACAGGAAAUCCUUUUGAACAACCUGUUCUAAUAGGAAAGUCCUAUAUUUUAAAAUUAAUUCAUCAAGUUGAUGAUAAAAUCCAUGGACGUUCUAGUGGACAUUACGCACUUGUUACACAACAACCCCUUAGAGGAAGGGCGAAGCAAGGGGGACAACGAGUAGGGGAAAUGGAAGUUUGGGCUCUAGAGGGAUUUGGUGUUGCUCAUAUUUUACAAGAGAUGCUUACUUAUAAAUCUGAUCAUAUUAGAGCUCGUCAAGAAGUACUUGGUGCUACGAUCAUUGGAGGAAGAGUAUCUAACCCAGAAGAUGCUCCAGAAUCUUUUCGAUUGCUCGUUCGAGAACUACGAUCUUUAGCUCUAGAACUGAAUCAUUUCCUUGUAUCUGAGAAGAACUUCCAGAUUAAUAGGAAGGAAGCUUGAUCUGAAUGAAUCAGAAUUUCUAUUCUAUGAUUGACCGGUAUAAACAUCAACAACUUCGAAUUGGACUAGUUUCUCCUCAACAAAUAAAGGCUUGGGCCAACAAAAUUUUACCUAAUGGAGAGAUAGUUGGAGAGGUGACAAAGCCCUAUACGUUUCAUUAUAAGACCAAUAAACCAGAAAAAGAUGGAUUGUUUUGUGAAAGAAUCUCUGGGCCCAUAAAAAGUGGAAUUUGUGCUUGUGGAAAUUAUCGAGUGAUUGGAGCUGAAAAAGAAGACCCGAAAUUUUGUGAACAAUGCGGGGUGGAAUUUGUUGAUUCUCGGAUACGAAGAUAUCAAAUGGGAUACAUCAAACUCGCAUGUCCAGUGACUCAUGUGUGGUAUUUGAAACGUCUUCCUAGUUAUAUCGCGAAUCUUUUAGAUAAACCCCUUAAGGAAUUAGAAGGCCUAGUAUACUGCGAUGUGUGAUUUGAUCAAAAUUUUCGUUUUACAGAUUCGGACUGAGAAACUGUCAUCCCAUUCAAUCCGAUUGGGGUGCCCCCGGCUCUGACAUGUGUUUUGGGAGAAGUAAAAGUAACACGAAACUCAGAAUUAUAGGUGUAUUCAAUACUUCCAAAUGCAAGGGGAAUUGAUCCAUGGUCGAUUCCGUAUAAAUAGGAAUUGCUAGUUAUACCUCGUGAAAAAACACUUUUUUGUGGAAUCAGCUAUUCCAUUUCUUUAUAGAGAGAUUCCGUUUAAGCAAGCAAAUAUAGUAUGGUUACAGAAGUCUAUCUAUCGCAUAUAUGCUUCAAGGGGCAUCAUGGGAUAACCAUCGAGGUGAGUAGGGACCUAAAGGAUCGAAUAGAACGAUAUAUAGACAAGUAAAUCCCUUACGAGUCCCAAAGUAUUCUUUUAAGGGGAUUCAUCAUUUGACGGGAAGUAGACUACUCAAAAAUCCUACAUUUUUAUUUUGUCAUAAGUAAUUCGGAAAAUGAAAGUAAAAAAAGAAGAAUGAAUCGUUGGUCCUUAGUGGGAACUUGAGUAAGGAGUAGUUCUUUGUUUGUAGGGUUUUUCGAACAAACUUUUUAAAUAAGAAAGAAUCCCCUUUUUGAGGUAACUACUUGAGCCGGAUGAAAGGAAACCUUCACGUCCGAUUUUAAAAGGGGGAAUCCAAUCCUACAGGAACCUAUCUCGAUUUUUCUUUUGCUAGGCCCAUAGCGAAAAAACCUACUUUCUUACGAUUACGAGGUUUAUUCGAAUAUGAAAUCCAAUCUCGGAAAUACAGCAUACCACUUUUUUUUACUACCCAAGGCUUCGAGACAUUUCGAAAUCGAGAAAUCUCUACAGGAGCAGGUGCUAUCAGAGAACAAUUAGCCGAUUCAGAUUUGCGAAUUAUUACGGGUAAUUCAUUAGUAGAAUGGAAGGAAUUAGGGGAGGAGGGGUCCACUGGAAAUGAAUGGGAAGAUAGAAAAAUUAGAAGAAGAAAGGAUUUUUUGGUUAGACGCAUGGAAUUAGCUAAACAUUUUAUUCGAACAAAUGUAGAACCAGAAUGGAUGGUUUUGUGCUUAUUACCAGUUCUUCCUCCCGAGUUGAGACCAAUCAUUCAGAUAGAUGGGGGUAAACUAAUGAGUUCGGAUAUUAAUGAACUCUAUAGACGAGUUAUCUAUCGGAAUAAUACUCUUACCGAUCUAUUAGCAACAAGUAGAUCUACGCCAGGGGAAUUAGUAAUGUGUCAGGAGAAAUUGGUACAAGAGGCCGUGGAUACACUUCUUGAUAAUGGGAUCCGUGGACAACCAAUGAGGGAUGGUCAUAAUAAAGUUUACAAGUCAUUUUCAGAUGUAAUUGAAGGCAAAGAGGGAAGAUUUCGUGAGACUCUGCUUGGUAAACGUGUCGAUUAUUCGGGACGUUCCGUCAUUGUCGUGGGUCCUUCGCUUUCAUUACAUCAGUGUGGAUUACCUCGAGAAAUAGCAAUAGAGCUUUUCCAAACAUUUGUAAUUCGUGGUCUAAUCAGACAACAUGUUGCUUCUAACAUAGGAAUUGCUAAAAGUAAAAUUCGGGAAAAAGAACCCAUUGUAUGGGAAAUACUUCAAGAAGUUAUGCGGGGGCAUCCUGUAUUAUUGAAUAGAGCACCCACCCUGCACAGAUUAGGCAUACAGGCGUUCCAACCCUUUUUAGUGGAGGGACGCGCUAUUUGUUUACAUCCAUUAGUUUGUAAGGGUUUCAAUGCAGACUUUGAUGGGGAUCAAAUGGCUGUUCAUGUACCUUUAUCUUUGGAAGCUCAAGCGGAGGCUCGUUUACUUAUGUUUUCUCAUAUGAAUCUCUUGUCUCCAGCUAUUGGGGAUCCUAUUUCCGUACCAACUCAAGAUAUGCUUAUCGGACUCUAUUUAUUAACGAUCGGGAAUCGUCGAGGUAUUUGUGCAAAUAGGUAUAAUCCAUAUAGAUAUAGUUGCGGAAACUACCAAAAUAAAAAGGUUGACAAUAAAAAAAAUGACUAUAGGUAUACGGAAAAGAAAGAACCCUAUUUUUCUAGUUCCUAUGAUGCACUUGGAGCUUAUCAACAGAAACGAAUUAGUUUAGAUAGUCCUUUGUGGCUCCGAUGGAGACUAGAUCAACGUGUCAUUGGCUCAAGAGAAGUUCCCAUCGAAGUUCAAUAUGAAUCUUUGGGUACUUAUCAUGAGAUUUAUGGGCACUAUCUAAUAGAAGGAAGUGUAACAAAGGAAAUCCGUUGUAUAUACAUUCGAACUACUCUUGGUCAUAUUUCUUUUUAUCGGGAAAUAGAAGAAGCCAUACAGGGGUUUUGUCGAGCCUACUCAUACGCUAUCUAAACUAAGAAAUCAGAUUAGGCGAUGUUCGUGCCCAUGGGAAUUCGGGUCUCCCCAAUUUCACUGGUAUCAUAAUUUCUGAAUUUCUGCGUGAAUCAAGAUUGAGAUUGAGGAAAGGAAGUUUUCGAAUCACUAACUCAGGUCCAUUGUCGAAUCCUACUUAGCAGAAUAAAUAUAAGAGGUACUGUACUUAUGGCAGAACGGGCCGAUCUGGUCUUUCACAAUAAAGUGAUAAAUGGAACUGUUAUGAAACGACUUAUUAGCAGGUUAAUAGAUCAUUUCGGAAUGGCAUAUACAUCACAUAUCUUGGAUCAAGUAAAGACUUUGGGUUUCCAACAAGCCACUGCUACAUCUAUUUCAUUAGGAAUUGAUGAUCUUUUAACAAUCCCUUCUAAGGGAUGGUUAGUCCAAGACGCUGAACAACAAAGUUUUAUUUUGGAUAAACACCAUCAUUAUGGGAAUGUACACGCGGUAGAAAAAUUACGUCAAUCCAUUGAGAUAUGGUAUGCUACAAGUGAAUAUUUGAGACAAGAAAUGAAUCCUAAUUUUCGGAUGACUGAUCCUUCUAAUCCAGUAUAUCUAAUGUCCUUUUCGGGAGCUAGGGGAAAUGCAUCUCAGAUACACCAAUUAGUAGGUAUGAGAGGAUUAAUGUCGGAUCCCCAAGGACAAAUGAUUGAUUUACCCAUUCAAAGCAAUUUACGUGAAGGACUUUCUUUGACAGAAUAUAUAAUUUCCUGUUAUGGAGCCCGCAAAGGAGUUGUAGAUACUGCUGUACGAACAUCAGAUGCUGGAUACCUCACACGUAGACUUGUUGAAGUAGUUCAACAUAUUAUUGUACGUAGAACAGAUUGUGGCACUAUCCGAGGUAUUUCCGUGAGUCCUCGAAAUGGGAUGACGGAAAAAAUUUUUGUCCAAACACUAAUUGGUCGUGUAUUAGCGGACGAUAUAUAUAUCGGUCUACGAUGCCUUGCCACUCGAAAUCAAGAUAUUGGGAUUGGACUUGUCAAUCGAUUCAUAACCUUUCGAGCACAACCAAUAUAUAUUCGAACCCCCUUUACUUGCAGGAGACAUCUUGGAUCUGCCAAUUAUGUUAUGGUCGGAGUCCUACUCAUGGCGACCUGGUCGAAUUGGGAGAAGCUGUAGGUAUUAUUGCGGGUCAAUCAAUUGGGGAACCAGGAACUCAACUAACAUUAAGAACUUUUCAUACCGGUGGAGUAUUCACAGGCGGUACUGCCGAGCAUGUACGAGCUCCUUCUAAUGGAAAAAUAAAAUUCAAUGAGGAUUUGGUUCAUCCCACACGUACCCGUCAUGGGCAUCCUGCUUUUCUAUGUUCUAUAGACUUGUAUGUAACUAUUGAGAGUCGGGAUAUUCUACAUAAUGUAAAUAUUCCACCAAAAAGUUUUAUUUUAGUUCAAAAUAAUCAAUAUGUAGAAUCAGAACAAGUGAUUGCUGAGAUUCGUGCUGGAACGUCCACUUUUCAUUUUAAAGAGAAGGUACGAAAACAUAUUUAUUCUGAAUCAGAGGGAGAAAUGCACUGGAGUACCGAUGUCCACCAUGCACCUGAAUAUACAUAUGGUAAUGUUCAUCUAUUAUCAAAAACGAGUCAUUUAUGGAUAUUAGCGGGAGGUCCGUGCAGAUCCAGUAUAGUGUCUUUUUCGCUCCACAAGGAUCAAGAUCAAAUGAAUGUUUAUUCUUUUUCUGUCGAAGAAAGAUAUAUCUCUGACCUAUCAAUGACUAAUGGUCGAAUAAGACAUAAAUUGUUGGAUACUUCUGGUAAAAAAGAUAAGAAAAUUAUUGACUAUUCAAUAAGACCUGAUCAAACGAUGUCUAAUGGUCAUUUGAAUUUCAUAUAUCCUUCUAUUAUCCAAGGGAAUUCUUAUUUCUUGGCGAAAAAGCGAAGAAAUAGAUUCAUCAUCCCAUUACAAUACAAUCAAGAACGAGAGAAAGAACUAAUACCCUGUUUUGGUAUUUCGAUCGAAAUACCAAAACAGGGUAUUUUACGUAGAAAUAGUAUUCUUGCUUAUUUUGAUGAUCCACGAUACAGAAGAAGCAAUUCAGGAAUUACUAAAUAUGGAACCGUAGAGGUCAAUUCAAUCAUAAAAAAAGAGGAUUUGAUUGAGUAUCGAGGACCAAAAGAAUUUAGUCCGAAAUACCAAACGAAAGUAGAUCGGUUUUUUUUCAUUCUCGAAGAAGUGCAUAUCUUACCCGGAUCUUCGUUGAUAAUGGUCCGGAACAAUAGUAUCAUUGGAGUAGAUACACAACUCGCUUUAAAUACAAGAAGUCGAGUAGGCGGAUUAGUCCGAGUGGAGAGAAAAAAAAAAAAUAUUGAACUAAAAAUAUUUUCCGGAGAUAUUUAUUUUCCUGGAGAGGCAGAUAAGAUAUCCAGGCACAGCGGCAUUUUGAUACCACCGGAAACAGAAAAAAAAAUUUCUAAGGAAUCAAAAAAAUGGAAAAAUUGGAUCUAUGUCCAACGGAUCACACCUACCAAGAAAAAGUAUUUUGUUUUGGUUCGACCCGUAGUCACAUAUGAAAUAGCUGAUGGCAUAAAUUUAGCAACACUUUUUCCUCAAGAUCUCCUGCGGGAAAAGGAUAAUGUCCAACUUAGAGUUGUCAAUUAUAUCCUUCAUGGAAAUGGCAAGUCAAUUCGAGGAAUUUCUCACACAAGUAUUCAAUUAGUUCGGACUUGCUUAGUAUUGAAUUGGGAUCAAGAGCAAAAAGGUUCUCCGGAAGAGGUUCACGCUUCCUUUGUUGAGGUAAGAACAAAUGAUCUGAUUCGAGAUUUCAUAAGAAUUGAGUUAGUCAAGUCCACUAUUUCGUAUACCGGAAAAAGAUAUGAUAGGGCAAGUUCCGGAUUGAUUUCCGAUAAUGGAUUAGAUCGCACAAAUAUCAAUCCUUUUUUUUACAAGGCCAGGAUUCAAUCACUUACCCAACAUCAAGGUACUAUUGGUACAUUGUUAAAUCGAAAUAAGGAAUGCCAAUCUUUGAUAAUUUUGUCAUCAUCCAAUUGUUUUCGAAUUGGCCCAUUCAAUGGUUCAAAAUAUAACAAUAUGACAAAAGAAUCGGAUCCCAUAAUCCCAAUUAAGGAUUUGCUGGGUCCCUUAGGCACUAUUGUACCUAAAAUAGCAAAUUUCUAUUCAUCUUACCAUUUAAUAACUUAUAAUCAGAUCUUGUUAAAGAAAUAUUUGCUACUUGACAAUUUUCAACAGACUUUCCAAGUACUUCAAGUACUUAAAUACUGUUUAAUAGAUGAAAAUAGGAGGAUUUAUAACCCCGAUCCAUGCAGUAACAUCAUUUUGAAUCCAUUCCAUUUGAAUUGGCACUUUCUCCAUCACGAUUAUUGGGAAGAGACAUCUAAAAAAAUUCGUCUUGGACAAUUUUUUUGUGAAAAUGUAUGUCUAUUCAAAUACGAACCACACGUAGAAAAAUCUGGUCAGAUCAUAAUUGUUCAUGUUGACUCCUUAGUUAUAAGAUCGGCUAAGCCCUAUUUGGCCACUCCAGGAGCUACUGUUCAUGGCCAUUAUGGAGAAAUCUUUUACGAAGGAGAUACAUUAGUUACAUUUAUAUAUGAAAAAUCGAGAUCUGGUGACAUAACGCAAGGUCUUCCAAAAGUGGAACAAAUCUUAGAAGUACGUUCUAUUGAUUCAAUAUCGAUGAACCUCGAAAGGAGAGUUGAAGGUUGGAACGAAGGUAUACCAAAAAUUCUUGGAAUCCCCUGGGGAUUCUUGAUUCAAGCGGAGCUAACCAUAGUUCAAAGUCGUAUCUCUUUGGUUAAUAAAAUCCAAAAGGUUUAUCGAUCCCAGGGGGUACAGAUCCAUAAUAGACAUAUAGAGAUUAUUGUACGUCAAGUAACAUCAAAAGUGUUGGUUUCAGAAGAUGGAAUGUCUAAUGUUUUUUCACCUGGGGAAUUAAUCGGAUUGUUGCGAGCGGAACGAGCGGGGCGCGCUUUGGACGAAGCGAUCUCUUAUCGGGCAAUCCUAUUGGGAAUAACGAGGGCAUCUUUGAAUACUCAAAGUUUCAUAUCCGAAGCAAGUUUUCAAGAAACCGCUCGAGUUUUAGCAAAAGCUGCUCUACGAGGUCGUAUUGAUUGGUUGAAAGGCCUGAAAGAGAACGUUGUUCUGGGUGGGAUUAUACCCGUUGGUACCGGAUUCAAAAAAUUAGUGCACCGUUCAAGGCAAGACAAGAACAUUUAUUUGGAAAUCAAAAGAAAGAAUCUAUUCGAUUUGGAAAUGAGAGAUAUUUUGUUACACCAUAGAGAAUUAUUUUGUUCUUACGUCCCAUUUCCAUGAGACAUCAGAACAAUCGUUUACGCGAUUUCAUGAUUCCUAAGAGCAGAUUCUUUUACUUUAACUAUCUUUUCACUUUUAACUAUCUGUCUUUUAACUUAACUAUCUGGUCCGAGUAUUGAUUUGGUAAAAAAAAAAUAAGUAAUUAAAAGACAUUAAUGGUUUGUACCGUGUAUCAACGGUUAAUUCCCGGUAGAAGGUUCCAUCGGAACAAUUAUUUAUUUCAAAGUACCUCGUCUCUUUGUUAAAAAAAUAAAAAAGAAAAAACAAAAAGGAAGUGUGGGGAAAAAUGACAAGAAGAUAUUGGAACAUCAAUUUGGAAGAGAUGAUGGAGGCCGGAGUUCAUUUUGGUCAUGGUACUAAGAAAUGGAAUCCUAGAAUGGCCCCUUACAUCUCUGCAAAGCGUAAAGGUAUUCAUAUUACAAAUCUCACUAGAACGGCUCGUUUUUUAUCAGAAGCCUGUGAUUUAGUUUUUGAUGCAGCAAGUAGGGGAAAAAACUUCUUAAUUGUUGGUACCAAAAAUAAAGCAGCGGAUUCAGUAGCAUCAGCUGCAAUAAGGGCCCGGUGUCAUUAUGUUAAUAAAAAAUGGCUCGGUGGUAUGUUAACGAAUUGGUCUACUACGGAAACGAGACUUCAAAAGUUCAGGGAUUUAAGAGCAGAACAAAAGAUGGGGAAACUCAACCGUCUUCCCAAAAGAGAUGCCGCAAUGUUGAAGAGAAAAUUAUCUGCCUUGCAAACAUAUCUCGGCGGUAUCAAAUAUAUGACGGGAUUGCCUGAUAUUGUGAUCAUCGUUGAUCAGCAAGAAGAAUAUAUGGCUCUUCGAGAAUGUGUAAUUUUAGGGAUUCCGACGAUUUGUUUAAUCGAUACAAAUUGUGACCCCGAUCUCGCAGAUAUUUCGAUCCCAGCCAAUGAUGACGCUAUAGCUUCAAUCCGAUUGGUUCUUAACAAAUUAGUAUCCGCAAUUUGUGAGGGCCGUUGUAGCUAUAUAAGAAAUCGUUGAUUAUGAUUAAGAAUAAUUAGUUAAUUAUUUGGGGAUUUUAUAGAUUUAUUGGAUCGGUUACUAUUCUUGAAUUAAAAAAAAGAAAAAACAAAAUGGAAAUGUGGGCAUAUUGAUAAUAUGUUAUGAUGUUAUGUGAUUUCUUGGUAUCCUAUGUAAUUUCUUGAUAUCCUAAAUAUACGAUUGAUGAAUACAAUUAGUGAUUCAAGUUGGUGAGUUGAGAAAGAGAUGGUUGAAUCAAAAUAAUUUAUUUUUUGAAGUUCAAUUUUUGUUAGAGGACCAUAUGAAUGUUAUACCAUGUUCCAUUAAAACACUCAAGGGGUUAUACGAUAUAUCGGGUGUAGAAGUAGGCCAACAUUUCUAUUGGCAAAUAGGAGGUUUACAAGUCCAUGCCCAAGUACUUAUCACUUCUUGGGUAGUAAUUGCUAUCUUAUUAGGUUCGGUGAUCCUAGCUGUUCGGAAUCCACAAACCAUUCCGACCGGCGGUCAGAAUUUCUUCGAAUAUGUCCUUGAAUUUAUUCGAGACUUGAGCAAAACCCAGAUUGGAGAAGAAUAUGGUCCUUGGGUUCCCUUUAUUGGAACUAUGUUCCUAUUUAUUUUUGUUUCUAACUGGUCAGGUGCUCUUUUACCUUGGAAAAUUAUACAGUUACCUCAUGGGGAGUUAGCUGCGCCCACGAAUGAUAUAAAUACUACUGUUGCUUUAGCUUUACUCACGUCAGUCGCAUAUUUUUAUGCGGGUCUUAGCAAAAAAGGAUUGGGUUAUUUUGGGAAAUACAUUCAACCAACUCCAAUACUUUUACCAAUUAACAUCCUAGAAGAUUUCACAAAACCCUUAUCUCUUAGUUUUCGACUUUUCGGGAAUAUAUUGGCUGAUGAAUUAGUAGUUGUCGUUCUUGUUUCUUUAGUCCCUUCAGUAGUUCCUAUACCUGUCAUGUUUCUUGGAUUAUUUACAAGUGGUAUUCAAGCUCUUAUUUUUGCAACGUUAGCUGCGGCUUAUAUAGGUGAAUCCAUGGAGGGUCAUCAUUGACUAGCUUUCAAAAUAGUCUUUUUAUUAUUAUUUUUUAUUAUUAUUAUUAAGUAAGUUUAUCCCAAUUCAUGCGUGGUUCAAGAUAAUCCAAUUGGUUGGGGAACAUAAUAACGUAUUACUAUAUGACUUAGAGUUUUAGGAGAAAAGAUGGACGGUAUUACAGAAUUGUAAAAAAAAAAAGAAGGGUUGGGGAGGUUAUACUAGAUGUAUGUAAUGUCUAUAAGCUCGGACCCCGUCUAUGUUUCUAGGAAUGAUUCUAGAAUCCGAUUUAAUCUAAAAAAAAUGCGGGUGGUUUACGUUAUGGAAGAAACAAAUAUAUAUGUCAUAUUAGAAUGACAUUAGAUAUUCAUUAGUUAUAUAAGGCUAUCCCUAUCAUCCUAUAUAACAUCACUAUAUUACAUAAUUACAUGCUAUUACUUAAUUACAUGCUAUUACUUAAUUACAUACUAUUACUAUUUUUAUAAUCAUAACUUCUACUCUGUAAUCAUAAUAUAAUCCUAUACAUAAUAUAAAAUAUAAUCCUAUACAUAAUAUAAUCCUAUAAUGAUAAUAUAAUAUAAUAAUAAUAUUAAUAUAAUAAUAAUAUAAUAAAUAUAAUAAUAAAUAAUAAUAAAUAAAUAAAUAAAUAUAAGUAAAUAAAUAUAAGUAAUAAAAUAAGUAUUAGUUAACAUUAAUAAUUAGUUUAAUAGUUAAUAUUAAUAUAAGUAUUAAUAUUCAUAUGUAAAAUAUCUAAGUAUCAAUUAAGUAUUAGUUAAUAUAAUCAUUUAUAAUUAUAUUAUCGAUAAUUAUUAGUAUUAAUUAUUACUAUAUAUUGAUAUUGGUACUACUACAUACUUUUAUAUUACUACAUAUUGAUAUAUUGAUAUUGAUUUGUAUUGGUAUUAAUUUGAUUGAUAUUGAUUGCAGCUCACACUGCAUUUAGUCACACUCCAUUUAGACGGAUUUCAAUAUCAGUCCUUCUAUUUUGUCUGUGAUUGUGGAUUGAAUGAACAAAGAGAUGAACUCAAGAAUGGUGUAGUAAAGAACGAAGAAUUAAAUGAAAGAGUGGUUCGAAACAAAGAAAUACAAUAGUUAGAACUGUAUGCAUAUGGAUUUACAAAAACUCCAUUAUGGGUAAAAACGAGAUAGUUGUGACGAUUCAGUUCAGUAAUUUAGUAAUAUUAUCAUUUCAAUUCGGAGUUUUUAGUUACUUCGGACCGCUGGAUCUUAAUGAUAAAAUGAGUAAUAAUUCAUUGGUUGAUUGUAUCAUUAACCAUUUCUUUUUUUUUGUGCGAGGAACUUACCAUGAAUCCACUGAUUUCUGCCGCUUCCGUUAUUGCUGCUGGAUUGGCCGUGGGGCUUGCUUCUAUUGGACCUGGAGUUGGUCAAGGUACUGCUGCAGGCCAAGCUGUAGAAGGUAUUGCGAGACAACCAGAAGCAGAGGGUAAAAUACGAGGUACUUUAUUGCUUAGUCUAGCUUUUAUGGAAGCUUUAACAAUUUACGGACUGGUCGUGGCGUUAGCGCUUUUAUUUGCGAAUCCUUUUGUUUAAUCCUAGAAAUAAAUAGAAAAAAGUACCUUACAUACUUUUUUCUUAUUUUAUUAACUUUAACUUGGAAUUGCCCUUUGCUUCUUCGAAUUAUAUUUACACUUUACUUAUAAAUUACUUAUUUGUUGAGACAAUACGCCAGGAAGGGCUGAUUUGAGGAUGAGGAAUUACCAGAUUCGCUUGCUUUCUUCCUUUCUGUCCUUAGCUUAGUACAAUAGAAAACUUUUUUACUUUCAUUGUUCGAAGCGUUUCAACAAACGAAAUAGUUAUCAAUUGAUAUGAGAUCUAAGACCUAAGUAAAGUAUCUUAUUGGAAACUUCUUGAAAACUUAAAAAAUAAUAAAUUUCAAACAAAUGAUUUAAUCUAUUGCCAUUAAAUAAAGUGGAAAUGAAAUUAAUAAAAAGAAAUCGAUCAAAAAAAGGCGAGUGAAGUGAUACAAAAAGAACUCUGUUCUUUGUUAGUCCUAUCCAUAAGAGAGGGGAGCAUAUGAAAAAUGUAAUCGAUUCUUUCGUUUCCUUGGGUCACUGGCCAUCCGCCGGGAGUUUCGGGUUUAAUACCGAUAUUUUAGCAACAAAUCCAAUAAAUCUAAGUGUAGUGCUUGGUGUAUUGAUUUAUUUUGGAAAGGGAGUGUGUGCGAGUUGUGUAUUUCAAGAAUAGGUUGGAUCCAUCCAGCUGCACUUUAUUUAUGGUAUUUAUAGGAGAAAUAGGAAAAAGGUGCACGAUCUCGACGAAUUACUUCUGAAUAAAUUAAGAAAUCAUAUGUAAGAACCAUAGCAUUUCGUGACUUAUUGGUAAAUCCACUUUGAUUCUCUAUCAACCAAUAAUGUGAGACCAUUAACAUGGUUAAAGCUAAAUUGUUUAAAGUCCAGGUAAAACAUGGUACUCUUUCUACCACUUCUACCACUACGUUAGUAACGAAAUGGUUAAAAAAAAAAUAGUUGGUAAUUUAUUUGAUUUGAUAUAGAACACUCAUAUCGAUAAAAGAAUUUGAACCAUUUACUAGAAAAAUGAGCACUUUGCUUUUUUUAUCUAAUGCCGAAAUGACGACCUAUGUAUAAAAAAAGAGGAAUUUUUGGACUUGAAGAAACAAAUAAAAAAUAUAAUAAUUAUUAUUUUCAUUUUUUUAAAAUGAAAAAUGAAAUAGAAUUCUAAAAAUGAAAAUGAUAAAUAAAAUACAAAACAAAUAUAAAUAAAAUACAAAUAAAGAAACAACUUUGCUGACAAUUCUAGAUUUUUGUCUGGUCUAGUCGGAAGAGUCCUCCUGAUAUUCUGGUCUUGUAUCAGUUUUGACAUCUUUGAAUACAAACAGAAAAGAGAGGGUAGGCUCAUUACAUUAAAAAAGAUAUGGGAAUACCCACACCAUAAAUAAAACAUUAAAAAAGAUAUGGGAAUACCCACACCAUAAAUAAAAUAAAUAAUUGAGCGUGAGAGCCAAAUGAAUCGAAAGAUUCAUGUUUGGUUCGGGAAGAGAUCAUGGAAGUUUUGAAAUUAAUGAUAAGAUAAUCUACUUUCAUUAAAUGAUUUAUUAGAUAAUCGAAAACAGAGGAUUUUGAAUACUAUUCGAAAUUCGGAAGAAUUACGUAAAGGGGCCAUUGAGCAGCUCGAAAGAGCCCGGGCUCGCUUACGUAAAGUGGAAA
This is a messenger RNA of Musa acuminata AAA Group (dessert banana), 15645 nucleotides long. RefSeq names its product DNA-directed RNA polymerase subunit beta. The record is from RefSeq and is a predicted model, not a curated record. Gene Ontology annotation, biological process: DNA-templated transcription. Bases 153 to 3377 code for a protein of 1074 amino acids. Gene Ontology annotation, molecular function: DNA-directed RNA polymerase activity; DNA binding; ribonucleoside binding. Lineage: Eukaryota; Viridiplantae; Streptophyta; Magnoliopsida; Zingiberales; Musaceae. The transcript has a single exon.